GGCAGGCAGAUCACGUAAAAAGAUAUUGAUUAGAGAGAGAGAGAGAGAGAGAGAGAGAGAGAGAGAGAGAGAGAGAGAGAGGAGCAAUGGCAGAAGUGAGUAACAAGCAGGUGAUACUGAAGGAUUAUGUAGUCAAGGCUUUUCCCAAAGAGUCAGACUUGUGUGUGAUCAACACCGCUACUAUCAAGUUGAAGCUUCCCGCAGAGACUGAUCAGCCAGCUGAUGCGGUUACUUCCUCAAAGGAACAACUAGUCCUACUUAAGAACCUCUACUUGUCUUGCGAUCCCUACCAACGACUCCUUAUGGAAAGCGUCCAAGUGCACAGCGUCCCACCAAUAUCCUCCUAUACACCAGGCUCUACGAUAUACGGAUAUGGAGUGGCUCAAGUUUUGGACUCUAGGCACCCAGAUUUUAAGGCAGGAGACUUAGUUUGGGGGAUGACCAAUUGGGAAGAGUACAGUCUAAUCACUACACCCCAAGUCCUCUUCAAAAUCCACCACACCGAUAUACCCCUAUCCUAUUAUACUGGAAUUUUAGGUAUGCCUGGUCUGACCGCUUAUGUUGGUUUCUACGAAAUAUGUUCUCCUAAGAAAGGAGAAUACGUCUUCAUUUCAGCAGCAGCUGGUGCUGUUGGUCAGCUUGUUGGACAACUUGCAAAAUUGAUGGGUUGUUAUGUUGUUGGAAGUGCUGGUAGUAACGAAAAGGUCGAUCUUUUGAAGAAUAAGUUUGGAUUUGACGAGGCUUUUAACUACAAAGAAGAAAAUGACUUGAAUGUGGCUUUGAAAAGAUAUUUCCGGGAAGGCAUUGAUAUAUACUUUGAAAAUGUUGGGGGUAAAACACUGGAUGCUGUGCUCCUUAACAUGAGACUCCAUGGGCGUAUUUCUGGAUGUGGAAUGAUUUCACAGUACAAUCUUGACAAGCCUGAAGGGGUAACUAAUUUGAUGCAACUCAUAUACAAGCGCAUUCGUUUCCAUGGAUUUUCAGUUCUUGAUCACUAUCACGUCUAUCCUAAAUUCCUUGAGUUUAUGUUGCCUCACAUUAGACAAGGGAAGAUUGUUUAUGUGGAAGACAUAGUUGAAGGCCUUGAGAAUGGUCCAGCAGCGCUUGUUGGACUUUUUAAGGGUCGUAACUUUGGAAAACAAGUAGUUGUAGUCUCUCAUGAGUGAUGUAUUCGAUCAAUAAUUGAUUUAGUCUACUUAUGUUGCCAUUUCAGCCAUUAUUAUUCUACCUUGUAAUUCAGAAUAAACGUCACACGUGUUGGAGGAUAAAAUUUUACAUCAUAUAUAUAACAUAAUAAUGUACAGUUUGUACGUGGAAAAAUCA
Molecule: messenger RNA, 1323 nt
Organism: Pyrus x bretschneideri (Chinese white pear)
Lineage: Eukaryota; Viridiplantae; Streptophyta; Magnoliopsida; Rosales; Rosaceae
Product: 2-alkenal reductase (NADP(+)-dependent)-like
Exons: 5
Coding region: 87-1166 (359 amino acids)
Molecular function (GO): 2-alkenal reductase [NAD(P)H] activity
Source: RefSeq, a predicted model, not a curated record